CUAUCCCGGCUCCCAUCGAUGGUUCACCGCAGCCCGGAGGAGGGACAAACCUUCCACCGCUGCCCGGAAAUUAGCGCCCAGGACCCGCACACACUCUGACAGCACAGCCGGCGGGCAGCCAUGCUGAAGCCGGGCGACGGAAGCGGCUCGGCCUUCUUGAAGGUGGACCCGUCCUACCUGCAGCACUGGCAGCAGCUCUUCCCUCAGUCGCAGCUGAAGGCUCCUCUGGCCCCGCCGCCGCCUCUGCCUGACCGCCUCUCCAUCCCCAUGGACAGCCUGCGCCCAUCCCGCCUGCACAGCCACCUCCUGGCCUCCACGCACUGCACCUCCUCGUCUUCAUCUACAUCCUCCUCCGCUUCUUCUUCUUCUUCCGCAGCAGCAGCAGCAGCUCUCACCCCAUCCUCCUCCAUCUCCAUCUCCACCUCGGCAGGGAUCUCCCAGCUGCCCGUCCCUCAGCAGAUCGCACUCUUUGGGCAGGCGUUGGCCCCGGUGUGUGCCGGGCCUGGAGGACCAGGGGGAGGAGGAGGAGGAGGAGGAGGAGGAGGAGAUCUGAUGGUGGUCGUGCCCCCGGAGAACCAGCAUGGUCACAACCCAGCAGCGGGGCUUCUCCAUCAGGCCAAAGAGCAGAGCUGUGGGGGGGUCGGCGUGGUGUCAUCCAGCGUGAAGAGCAGCGGAGGAGGAGGAGGAGGAGAGGAGGGCGGCAAAGGAGCGUCGGCCAGGUUCAAGCUGACGUCGGAGGAGCUGGACUACUACCUGUACGGACAGCAGAGGAUGGAGAUCAUCCCACUGAGCAACCACACGGGAGAGGUCAACAACCGUUGUGACAUGUGUGCCGAUAACAGGAACGGCGAGUGUCCGAUGCACGGCCCUCUUCACUCUCUGCGUCGACUCGUCGGCACCAGCAGCACGGCUGCUCCUGUCACCCUGCCGGACGUCCCUGAUUGGCUCAGAGAUCUGCCCAGAGAGGUGUGUCUGUGCACCAGUACAGUUCCUGGUCUGGGUUACGGGAUCUGUGCGUCUCAGAGGAUCCCUCAGGGAACCUGGAUCGGCCCGUUUCAGGGAGUCCCUAUGCUGCUGGACAAACUGCAUUCUGGAGCGGUCAGAAACAGCAGACACCUGUGGGAGAUCUACGAUGCAGAGGGGACGUUACAGCACUUUAUUGAUGGCAAUGAUCCCAGUAAAUCCAGUUGGAUGAGGUAUAUCCGCUGUGCCAGACACUGUGGGGAGCAGAACAUGAUGGUUGUACAGUACAGGUCCUGUAUCUUCUACAGAGCUUGUAUGGAUAUCCCCCGAGGAACAGAGCUGCUGGUUUGGUACAAUGACUCCUACACUUCCUUCUUCGGCAUCCCACUGCAGUGCAUCGCUCAGGACGAAAACCUAAACGUCCCAACCACGGUGAUGGAAGCAAUGACUAGGCAGGAAUCACUCCAAUCCUUCAGCAAAAACGGCAAACCCUCGUCUUCCUCAUCUUCCUCCACUCCCUCCACCACCCUCAUGCGCUCCAUGGUCUUCCCCCAUUCUCCCUGCCCUAGGAAUUUCUCCCUGUUGGACAAGGUUGGGGUUGGGAUUCAGUCGGACUCCAGUUUCAGCCAGUUGGGUUCAAAGAACCAGCGAGUCCUGGCGAGCCCGACCUCCACCAGCCAGCUAAGCAGUGACUUCAGCGACUGGCACCUGUGGAAGUGUGGCCAGUGCUUCAAAACCUUCACCCAGAGGAUCCUGCUGCAGAUGCACGUCUGUCCACAGAAUCCAGACAGACCAUACCAGUGUGGCCACUGCUCCCAGUCCUUCUCCCAGCCAUCAGAUUUGAGGAACCACGUGGUGACGCACUCGAGCGACCGACCUUUCAAAUGUGGAUACUGCGGCCGUGCGUUCGCUGGUGCCACAACGCUCAACAACCACAUCCGCACGCACACCGGGGAGAAGCCGUUCAAGUGCGAGCGUUGUGACCGCAGCUUCACACAAGCCACUCAGCUCAGCCGCCACCAGCGACUUCCCAACGAGUGUAAACCCGUGAAUGAGAGCAGCGAGUCCAUUGAGGUGGAUUAACCCCCCCCCGCCCCCUCCGACUGUUUCCUGACUGAGACCACAUCCACAUUAAGUCAGCUAAAUAUGGAAACGCUUCUUUUUCUUUUCGUUUUGGCUCUCCGUCACACACAAAGCCAGGGCUUUUCUCACCCGUAAAUUACAACUCAGACCUCCAUUUUGCCGUCACUGUCCGAUGAAGAGGUCAACAGGAAGACACUGUCUUCACCAGGAUGACUGAUAUCAGAAAUUAAACCAACAUAAAUAGUUUUACAGUGGGCUCCAAGGCGAGUAUACAGGAAUAAAAACUGCAUUGUUUUUACGCAUUGAUUCAUUGAUUUCAUUUCCCGGCCCAAUAUAACAUGCCUAUAGUGAAACUAGAAAGCUCACAGUAAAACUGGAGCCCUUGAUCAAUACCUAUAGUUAAUGAGUUCACAACACAUAGACAGUGGGUGGUUAGUGUGAUUUAAACAGCUGAAUGUGGAGAUUAACUUCACUGAGCAGUAACCAGUGGUGGAAUGUACCUAAGUAUAUUUUCUCAAGUACUGUACUUCAGAACAAAUUCAAGGUACUUGUACUUUACUUGAGUAUUUCCAUUUU
Molecule: messenger RNA, 2622 nt
Organism: Perca fluviatilis (European perch)
Lineage: Eukaryota; Metazoa; Chordata; Actinopteri; Perciformes; Percidae
Gene: prdm6
Product: PR domain containing 6
Exons: 9
Coding region: 121-2046 (641 amino acids)
Cellular component (GO): nucleus
Molecular function (GO): protein binding; histone methyltransferase activity
Source: RefSeq, a predicted model, not a curated record